This is a messenger RNA of Cladocopium goreaui, 969 nucleotides long. The record is from the annotation of a GenBank genome assembly. NCBI's taxonomy places the organism in Eukaryota, Dinophyceae, Suessiales, Symbiodiniaceae.
AUGCAGUUGGGCCCAGGAUUUUUUAUUGCCGGCGGGCUUUGCUCCAGUCUGUCGCAUGUGAUAGCAACGCCCAUUGACGUGGUGAAAACGUCACAGCAAGCGGAAGAAGAACGGAACGGCCGAAGUCCAGGGAUGUUGGCCAUGGCCUGUCAACUGGUCCAGAGCCAUGGACCCCGGCGACUGCUGAGUGGCGCUGGGGCCACCUUUACGGGAUACUUCUUACAUGGAGCCUUUAAGUAUGGUUUGUUUGAAAUGUGGAAGGCGGUUUUUCAAGUUAGCAAGGUGUCACUGGCGAUGCACAUCCCAAUGCUCUGUCUCUGCGCUUUCCUGGCGGAACUGCUGGCCACCGUGGUGCUAUGCCCCGCCGAGGCAGCAAGGAUCAUGCUUGUAGCAGAUCCUACAUUUGUAGAGCCUGCACGUUUGGCUUGGGAGCGUUUCUGUCGGAGAGAGAAGCGUGGCAUGCUUCAUGGCAUUCAUAGGAUCCUUACAAUGUUUGGGCUGAACACAUGGCUCGCACUGCAACAGCUGAGAAGUGAGUCAGGAGUUUGGAACGGUUGGUUUGGCGCUCUGAUACCACUCUUGGUGAAACAGUGCAGCUACACUGUGGCCAAAUUGGUCACCUACGACGUCCUCAGCACAUCCUUGGCCUCGCUCUGGGGCCUCCCCAGCACGGCCAAAGUCUGUGCGGCCUUCAGUGCGGCCACGGCCGCCACCUUAGCGUCGCAGCCGGCGGACACGGUCUUCACCUGCAUCUCAGUGGCGGGGGGGAGCGGGGUAUGCCCCUUGCCCAUGGAUGAUGAGGACCUGUGGGAGGAUAAACCCAUCAGCGUCUGGAAGCAGAUGCGCGAUGCAGCUCGACGCCUGGGCCUAUUGGGACUCUUCAGCGGUUGGCAAACGCGAAUCUUCCAAAUGACGUUGAUCGUUGUGGUGCAGCUGCUUCUCUAUGACACGAUCCGCCCUCGCUUCUGA